CGUGAAAAAAACAUGACGUUUUCUCAUUAGUUGUGAUUUUUUUGUUUCCAGCGAAAUUUUACAGCAAUUUUGUUGUUAUUUGUGCAAAUGUAGUGUUCAGUGGUCCAGGAAAUUAACAAUUGAUCAAUCGAUCGUCGUAGAAGUUGUGGAAUAAUUAAAUUCAAGAUGACGGAAACACGAAGGAUGCAGCUUCACCUUGGGAAAUGUAUUGAGGAUUUGGAUAAAUUGUAUAAUGUACCUGAUUUGAAGCAUAAGAAGGCUACGCUGUUAUGCAAAACUGCUCAGAAAUUGUUUGAAAGUGCUGAGGAGGCUCGGGAGAAGGGUGAUGAGGAGUCCUCGUACAUAUUCUACAUGAAAUACCUGCGGGUGAUUUCGUUUAUCACCAAAGACAAGGAGUACCAGAAAGACAAAACAUACUUCACUAAUAUGUUGGGUCCGAAGAACCCAAACAAAGCAAUAGAUGCUGCUGAGAUUUUGAAAAACAGUUUAAUAGAAAGGUAUGCAAAAGAACAAAAAGCCAAAAGGCUCAAUGACAUAAAAGAGAAUGAGAUGAUCAAACAAAAAAUCGAUGAGAACCGUAAGAAAGCAAUGGAAGCGGUAACCGUGGUCGAGCCACCACAGCCGCUAGGUCUGCCCAGUUUAGACGAAGUGACAAUCAAGAGCGAACAACUGUACACUAUCCUCAAGAGUGGCAAGCUGAAGGUGAUGAUUCUGGACGCCCGGCCCGGGAAGGACUACGUGGAGUCACACAUCAACACCCCGGCCUGUAUUAGUGUGCCUGAGGAGUGUAUAUCGCCUGGGCAAUCGGCGCACGUCCUAGAACAGAACCUGCCUACAGCAUCCCGCGCGGUGUGGGCGGAGCGAGCUACCAUGGAGCUGAUCGUCAUGCUGGACUGGGCCAGCCGCGCCGUCAUCCCUGGACAGACCUUGCACCUGCUCAAGACCAUCCUGCUCAAGGUAUCAUAA
Ostrinia nubilalis (European corn borer) is the source of this 966-nucleotide messenger RNA. RefSeq names its product ubiquitin carboxyl-terminal hydrolase 8-like. The transcript has 5 exons. The record is from RefSeq and is a predicted model, not a curated record. Bases 166 to 966 code for a protein of 266 amino acids. Lineage: Eukaryota; Metazoa; Arthropoda; Insecta; Lepidoptera; Crambidae.